Messenger RNA from Volvox carteri f. nagariensis, 1554 nucleotides. RefSeq lists its product as uncharacterized. Gene Ontology annotation, molecular function: protein binding. Lineage: Eukaryota; Viridiplantae; Chlorophyta; Chlorophyceae; Chlamydomonadales; Volvocaceae. Gene Ontology annotation, cellular component: nucleus. Gene Ontology annotation, biological process: rRNA processing. The transcript is spliced from 7 exons. The record is from RefSeq and is a predicted model, not a curated record. Bases 1 to 1554 code for a protein of 517 amino acids.
AUGAUUUCGGCAGUGUCAUGGAUACCGAGGGGCGUUGCAAAAGCUGUACCGACAGUAGCACAACCAACAGAAGAAGAGAUGGAAGCUAUGCGGGCUCAGAUAGAGGCGGAAGGGGAAGGCGAAGAUGAUGACGAAGAUGACGCCGAGGCUUCCGAAACGGACUCUGACAAUAUGGAUAGCGAUGAUCCUGCUAAGGACGAGCCUGUGGAUGAGGCAGUUGCCCGCGCCCGGGCCGUGGCAUCAGCGAUGGCCUCUUCGCGAGCCGCCGGCGGCGGCAAAUCUUCCGCUGGCACCGGCGGACUAGAAGACGCCAUGCGCGAACUCGAUAUGGACCACUACGACGACGCCGGCGAUGACGACGCCGACGUCAUCAACCGCGUCCUCGGCACGUCAGGGCGAGCCCGGCUCGAGUACGCUGCCGGCGAGGACGACCCCUACCUAAAACUCGGCGACGACGACAGCGAAAUCGAGGACUUCACCCUUCGCCCCACAGACCUCAUCAUACUCUCCGCCAAAAACGAAGACGACGUCAGCAAUUUGGAGGUCUGGGUAUACGAGGAGGCCGACGCAAGCGGCGAAGCCAACCUGUACGUCCACCACGAAGUGCUGCUGCCCGCCUUCCCGCUCUGCGUCUCCUGGCUCGACUGCGACCCCGGGGGGGACCCGGCCCGCCGCAAUCUGGUGGCGGUGGGCACCCUGGAGCCCGCCAUUGAAAUAUGGGAUUUAGACGUGGUGGAUACGGUGGAGCCGGUGCUGUGUCUAGGCGGUGAGAAGAAGAAGAAGAAAAAGAAGAAGAAGAAGGCCUCCAAGCCCAAGCUGCAGCCCGGCAGCCACGAGGACAGCGUGUUGGGCCUGUCAUGGAACCGGGAGUACCGCAACGUGUUGGCGUCGGGGAGUGCGGACUGCACCGUCAAGGUGUGGGACCUGGUGAAGGGCGUCUGCGAGCACACCCUGCGGUGUCACACGGACAAGGUCCAGGCGGUGGCGUGGAACCCCGCGGAGUCCCCUGUGCUGCUCACCGGGUCCUUCGACCGGAGCGUGUGUCUGGCGGAUGCCCGCACCCCCCAGGGUGACCCCGCGCGUUGGCGUGUCUCCGCCGACGUGGAGGCGCUGUGCUGGAACCCGCACGACCCGACCUGCUUCCUGGUGUCCUCUGAGGACGGCAUCGUGGCGCAUUACGAUGCAAGAAAGGGCGCAGGUGGGUGCCUGUCUGACGCCUCGUUGUUCCGGUUGUCCGCCCACGACAAGCCCGCCUGCACGUUGAGCUUCUGUCCGGCGGUGCGCGGGCUUCUGGCCACGGGCUCUACAGACAAGAAGGUCAAGCUGUGGGACCUGGCCGGCAAUGCGCCCCACCUCGUGUGCACCCAGGACCUCAACACGGGGGCGGUAUUCUCGGCGGCCUUCUGCGGGGAUGCGCCGUACUUGUUGGCGGCGGGAGGGGCGGGCGGGGAGGUGGUGGUGUGGGACGUGCGCGCUCACUCCGCAGUCGCGGCCAAGUACCCUGCCUUUGCUGCCACCUUGCCUGCAGGCGCCUCGCAACAGGAGGACGACUAG